Camelus dromedarius (Arabian camel) is the source of this 6373-nucleotide messenger RNA. RefSeq names its product CBFA2/RUNX1 partner transcriptional co-repressor 2 (gene CBFA2T2). The transcript has 11 exons. NCBI's taxonomy places the organism in Eukaryota, Metazoa, Chordata, Mammalia, Artiodactyla, Camelidae. Gene Ontology annotation, molecular function: transcription corepressor activity. Gene Ontology annotation, cellular component: nucleus. The record is from RefSeq and is a predicted model, not a curated record. Gene Ontology annotation, biological process: negative regulation of DNA-templated transcription; DNA-templated transcription. Bases 125 to 1912 code for a protein of 595 amino acids.
GUGGCUGCGGCAGCUGCGGCGGCCCUGAGGUUGGCGAGCUUGGCGGCUACAGGUCCCGCGGCGGCGCCGGCGAGGAACCCGGGCCGCGGGUGGAGGCACAGGCGCGCGGCUGCGGCGCUCGGCGAUGGUGGGCGUCCCUGGAGCGGCCGCCUUCCAGCUUGGUCCUGAGAAAAGGGUUCCAGCAAUGCCUGGGUCGCCUGUGGAAGUGAAGAUACAGUCAAGAUCCUCACCUCCCACCAUGCCACCUCUCCCACCAAUAAAUCCUGGAGGACCCAGGCCAGUGUCAUUCACUCCUACAGCAUUAAGCAAUGGCAUCAACCAUUCUCCUCCUACCCUGAACGGUGCCCCAUCACCACCACAGAGAUUCAGCAAUGGUCCUGCCUCUUCCACAUCAUCUGCACUGACAAAUCAACAAUUGCCAGCCACUUGUGGUGCUCGGCAGCUCAGCAAGUUGAAACGCUUCCUCACCACUCUGCAGCAGUUUGGCAAUGACAUCUCACCUGAGAUUGGGGAGAAGGUGCGGACUCUUGUUCUAGCACUGGUGAAUUCAACAGUAACGAUUGAAGAAUUUCACUGCAAGCUCCAAGAGGCUACAAACUUUCCUCUUCGUCCUUUUGUUAUUCCAUUCCUCAAGGCCAACCUGCCUCUUCUGCAGCGAGAACUGCUGCACUGCGCUCGGGCCGCCAAGCAAACCCCAUCCCAGUACCUGGCUCAGCACGAACACCUUCUGCUCAACACGAGUAUUGCAUCCCCUGCUGACUCUUCUGAGCUGCUCAUGGAGGUGCAUGGAAAUGGAAAGAGGCCCAGUCCGGAGAGGAGGGAAGAGAGCAGCUUUGAAAGAGAUACAAUUCCUCCUGAGCCUCCUGCCAAGAGAGUGUGUACCAUUAGCCCAGCUCCCCGGCACAGUCCUGCCCUCAAUGUGCCCCUCAUGAAUCCUGGGGGCCAAUUCCAUCCUACUCCUCCGCCUCUUCAGCACUACACCUUAGAAGAUAUUGCAACUUCUCACCUGUAUCGUGAACCCAACAAGAUGCUAGAACAUCGAGAAGUUCGUGAUAGACACCACAAUCUUAGUCUAAAUGGAGGCUAUCAGGAUGAGUUGGUGGACCACCGUUUGACAGAAAGGGAAUGGGCUGAUGAAUGGAAACAUCUUGAUCAUGCCCUGAACUGCAUUAUGGAAAUGGUAGAGAAAACAAGGCGCUCCAUGGCAGUCCUACGGCGCUGUCAGGAAUCAGAUCGUGAAGAACUCAACUACUGGAAACGACGAUAUAAUGAAAACACAGAGAUGAGGAAAACAGGGAGUGAGCUGGUGUCCAGGCAGCACAGUCCUGGAAGCGCAGAUUCUCUCAGCAAUGAUUCUCAGCGAGAAUUCAACAGUCGGCCAGGAACGGGAUAUGUACCUGUGGAGUUUUGGAAAAAAACUGAAGAAGCUGUGAAUAAGGUGAAAAUUCAGGCCAUGUCAGAAGUACAGAAAGCUGUUGCUGAGGCAGAGCAAAAAGCCUUUGAAGUGAUCGCAACAGAGAGAGCUCGGAUGGAGCAGACCAUAGCGGACGUUAAACGGCAGGCCGCAGAGGAUGCCUUCCUCGUCAUAAACGAGCAGGAAGAGUCGACAGAGAACUGCUGGAACUGUGGCCGCAAAGCCAGCGAGACCUGCAGUGGCUGCAAUAUUGCACGAUACUGCGGCUCCUUCUGCCAGCAUAAGGACUGGGAGCGGCACCACCGACUCUGUGGCCAGAACCUGCAGGGCCAGAGCCCCCACGGCCAGAGCCGGCCCCUGCUUCCGGGAGGGAGGGGCUCCUCAGCCCGGUCCGCCGACUGCAGCGUACCAAGCCCAGCCCUGGACAAGACCUCGGCAACCACCUCGCGCUCCUCAACACCUGCCUCUGUGACAGCCAUCGACACAAACGGACUCUGAGUCCCAGCCUCACUUCCCCUGAUGACCUCACAGCACAACAGAACACUGCAUGGAGGCUGGCUGUUUAAACCAGUGCAAGUAGCUGUUGGGUCAUCACCAAGGAGUGAAGUAGAGGCAGGAAGACUUCAAGCCCAGCAAACACUGCUCCCCAGCUUCUCCUGUGUGCUUGCCCCAGCUUCCCGUCUGUGUCCUUGGGAGAAUUCAUGUGCAUACAGACAGCUGGCUGGAGCUGCCUCCUCCGUGGCUUCUUGGUUUGUUCCUCUCCCAACUGAAGUUGGCAUGGCCAGCCACUUUUGAGUAUAGACCACCAGCUCCCCUUCCUGCCUCAUGAGGCGACAGACUGUGGAAUGUGCCCAGCCAGGCUGGAGGCAGCUCGCCUCAUGCACUGUCUCCUACUCCCCAUCCUCCGAUGGUGGAGGCCUCCCUCUCACAGAGAGUGGCUCCUCUUGCCCCUGAACAGCUCGUUGAGUCCCAUUUCCACCCUCAGCAGGUGCCACUGAUUGGUCCCAAGGGGACUUGGGCAGGCAAAACGCAGCACUCAGGACUCCUUCCUCAACCCUGCUGUUCAGACUUAGGAUUCUCAGAAACCACAGGAAAGAAGUCAACAUUUCAGUAAAAGCACCCAUAAUAAAAAAUAAAACUUCUGCCAAGCAUCACAGAUCAUUUUGGAUAAGAUUUCCCAACCUGGCUGGCUAUUUUAAUUUGGGACCCAUUUUUUUUCUCUCUUACUUUAUUUUGCUUAUGCAGAAAAUAGUUUUCGGCGCAUGGAUUGGUCUGAGGGAGAAUGCAAUUCAGUUGUGGAUAGUCUGUUCUCUCUGAGCAUGUUGGCCAAACUAGUAUCGUCAAAUUAUCGAAUGGAUCAUCUUUUGGAAAUGCAGAACCUUUUGUCACCGCUUGGCUCUUUGCACAGUCGUCUUUUUCUGUGUCCUUUAUUUCAGACCACACAUGUCCAGAUCACUGUGUGGAUCUUCUUCCCGUGGUCUCUGGCACCUCUGAAGCCACAGUUGGCCAUAGGGUGUGGUGUGGUGUGGCUGCGACUUGCCUCUACAGUCAAUGCCUGGUCACUUCUGAACAGCCUUCCUGGACCUGAAAGAAUUCUUCAGACUUGUCGUUAUAUGUCCUCUGUCAGUUUAUUAUUGGGCAUACAGUCUCAGUUUCCCUUCUCCUGUUUUAUUGAUACCUACCUUCUCUGAGCUAAGAAAAGUUCUGUGAAACGUGACAACCACUUGAGAGCCUGACCAAGUUUUCUUCCUGUCUUCAGGGAGUUUCCAACUGCUUACUUGGCUCUCCAUGAAGAUGGACAUCACCUAUACACCGCUCAAAAUGUUAGGAAGUGCAGUACAUAUUCUUCCCUGCUAGUCCGGUUUUGUUGGGAGCCCAGGGUCCCUGACUCUCCCCAUCUCUAUCUCCAAGCCUCCAGCACCCCUUUUGCUCCAAGGAAUUGGUUGGUAUAAGUUGGUUGGCCCUGCUCCUUCAGGCCCUUGAGAGCUCAGCUUUAGAUGGCCAUUUAAUAUGCAUUGACCAGAGUGAAUUGAAAGCUGUCAGUAAGGUAUCAGCUUAGGUAGCAUUGUCCUUAAAUAUAGGUGUAUCUUACUUUAAGAACUUUAAGUUCCUAAUUUACCUUACCCAAGGAUUUUCUCUCUUAAAAGAAACAAGACACUUUAAAAUACCUGGAUUUCCAUUGCAUAAAGUAAGGUAUCCCCAAGAGAAAGGAUAACAGAAUAGUUACUUUAUUGUGAAACUCAAGCUGCAGCAGUUGGGGUGUCCUAACAGGAAUGAAAUCAGUACCCCAGGCAGGAGUUGCCUACAUUUCCCUGACAUGUGGGAUGUGCCGUGAGAGGUCACAGAGCCUAUAAAUCUGUUGCAGCAAGAGGGUGUCUCGUGGUAUCCACUGGCUCUAUCCUCAGCUCCCUUUUUCACUGGCAAGUUGGAGGAACACCUAGGCAUGUUCUCUAGGUCUUCAGUGGCCACAGGACUAGCCAGAGUGGCUCAGGUUUUUUUCUGGUUGGAAUAAAAAGCUAAAACCAACCAAUUGCUAUUCAUCAAGGCUCAAUAUCAACUUCUGCCGUUAAGGUUUAGGUUUAGUGUGCAGGUCCUAGCUGGCUGUUGUGGGCUGUGGUUCCAGUGACAGCUUGAUUUUUAGAGUUUCUGUAAUGCUAUUCUAAACCGCUUUGCUCAUGAGCUACCCAGAAGCCAAGCUGAAAAUCUAGGCAGUGUUACACACUGUAGUUCAUUUCUCUAAACUUCUGCUGUAUUAACUUGGUCAGUUUCACACAUAGGUUGCUAGGGCAUCUGUCCAAGACUUCCUGUUUAAAUCUAAAGAAUCCCUUUCUCCAGCUCCCUCUUUUCUAAAAUUCACCAGCUCUCUGAUUGGGGGAAGGGAUACUGUUGUAGGGUGGGGAGGCUGAAGGGGCAGGGGUGAGUCUAGGUUCUCCACUUGGUUUCCUGAGUCGGCUGAUACUGCUGUAGCUACCAGGUUGAGGGUGCAAAUACAAGCUUCCCCCUCUCAUCUAGUUAAAUUUAGAUAAUAUAAUCAGACUGCUUAGAGGACCAACCUUUAUAGUCUGAGGGGACAAAAAGGACCUAGUGCUGGUACUAAAGGUAUUGUCAGGGCAGUUACAGGCUCUUUGGUGUUAUCCUAGAAACCAAAAGCAAAUGUGACCUGUACCUGUCCACCUGUCAGAGACCAUCUGGAGGGUGAGGCCAGUGCUCAGCACCACCCACUGAGGGACACAGACGAGUGAUGGGCCAUCAUUGUCCUCUGCCCAGUGAGGAAUGGUUGCAGGAAUCAGAGAAGACCAGAAGUGGCCCACAUGGGAGCUGUCUUUAAAUGUUCUGAGGGAAGCUUGAGGGCUGGAUCCUUGUGUCUUCAAUUGUCCUUUGGGGCCCCACUGCCUGCACCAAGCCUGACUCCACCCAACAGUGAAAAUACUCAGGUUAAUUCCACCUUCUCGGGAGUAGGCAGCCCUCCUCAUGAGCUGUGAGCACUCCACUUGGGAGUGUCCUUGCAGCUCCCAGGAUGGAACUCGAGCAGAUCUGCUCAGACAGUCAUGUGACCCUGGGCUCACAGAGUGAGUGGAUCUUCUCUUGAACAGUACUGAGUCAUGUAUGCCUCUCAACGGAUCUAAGUCUAACUUGGGGAGACAGGACACAUCUCCCCAGGAUGGGUCCAUGCCUGGCAUUGGUUGCAGUGUGGAUGACCUUUGCACAUCUGGGCCAGUUGGUCCACUAGGAGCUCCUCACUUCUUGGUGUCAACGUGAGCAUCUUCACCUUCUAGACAGAAAAUCUACACUUUACUUUGUACAGCCUUGUCCCAAAGUUGAAUUGAUCCCCAGUGCUGUCACCUACUUGCAAAGCGUAGACCUUGUCCUGGGUAGUUCCAGACGAUAUCUCAGCAAGUGGGUUUGAAGGUUCAGCAGCACAGUUGGAAUUGUAUGAUCAUGAGUUCUUCAGGAUGAAAGCAUCAGUGAUGACCAGGUAGCCAUUUGUCCUGGAAACUGCAGAUGGCAUUAUUGAUUGAAUAAAUCAUUUAAAAUAGAACUCAGCUUGGAGGCUUUCUCCAGGCUCCUGGGUCAGUAGACCAAGCCAACUUUCUUAGAUUUUUCUUUUUUAAUCAUUUACAGAGAACUGGGUGGUGGCAUGUUUGAACCAAAUGUAAGAAAAGCCAAGGGACCUGGACUGUUCCAGCAUAGGCCAGGCUGCCAGCUGUCCGGGAGGAGUCCUGCCCGAAGUGGGGCAGGGUACCAGGUGAGCUACUGAAUGAGGCCCUUCCAACUCUUGAGUGUCUGUAGUUCUUGUGAAACCAAAACAUUGACUACCUGCCUCUUUGCCCACGUGCAUUGAUGUGCUCAAUUCCAAAGAUGAUGGUGCAGGCGACCUUUUCCAUCAUGAGCCAGGAGAAGGGUAGGAGGCCUGAGGGGGGACCUUGCAUCCCCACUUGGCCCCCACAGCCCCAGAGAUGGAGCUUCCCCUGCUACCCUAUCUGGUCAGGCCCGCAACUGCCCAGUGUACACUCAUUGAUGCUUAUACCAAAUAGGGCAUAUGCAGCUGGUGGCCGGCAGGGACAGUUGGCAGAGAGGAGCGGCAGUGAGCAUUAGGUGAAUGGUUGAAAGUGCUGUUUGGCUGUGAGGCCUUCUGUCUACUUUCACAGCUUUCCAAGUUCCUGAUGAGGCUACAAAAGCUCCGUUCGUUUAAAAAAAAAAAAAGCCAAUAAUGUAAAUAAAUCAAAACUAAGCCUCCAAGUGUGGUUUUUGGUUUUUGAACGGGAAUGAUGAAUGUGAAACCACCCACAGGAUGCAGUAGAGUCAGUUCCUCUGUGCUUUGUCAUUUUACUCUGAUAGGAACUUUUGUUACUUAACUCUGCAUAACUUAUUUAAUGUACUGUAUAAAGGAACCAAAACUGUUAAAUAUGUAUUUAGUUUGUUCUACUUAAAGUAGUCAAUAAAAAGGCUAUAUUCCUU